AUGGCCGACCCUGCGGGUAGCGCCGCCCCAAAAGAGGCGAUCCCUCUCAAGUUUGCGACCUUCUCCUCCGAGAUCGAGCUGCCCUUCUAUUCGGCUCUCUUUGCGUCCAAGCUCGAUCACGAUAAGCUCAGUGAUUCUGCGCGACCCGUGUUGGGGCUCUACGAGCCGAGGCCGGGCGUGGCAGCCGACGACGCUGUCAAAAUGCAGGUCCUCGGCAGUGCCCUGACUAGUCAUCAAGUCCCGCUAGGUUCAGCUCGAGCCGAAGGCAUCAUUCGGAACCUCAACACGUUGGACGCCUUCAAGACUGUGGACAAGGGCGAGGUCAUCCAGAACGCCGCUAGACAGAUCUGGGAUGCGAUCAAGGAUGGCACCAUCUAUUCAGUUCCGUCGCUUUUGGCUUCCUACGUCAUACUCUCUUACGCAGAUCUGAAGAAAUACCGCAUGACUUAUUGGUUCUGCUUCCCGACCCUACCGUCCGACCCUCAGUGGAAACGGGUUGGCAGCAUUGGCAGGUUUACGGGCGACGAAAGCACCGCUUUGGUUGAGCGGAUCGGCACUUGGCGAUAUAGUGUUGACAACAGAGAAUAUGGCUUCUUUCUGGCAAAGAAGGUUCGUGGUGAGGAGGCGGAGAAGCUUCGAUCCUCGCUCGACAUGCCCGCCGACGAAGACAUUGGCUAUAAGUGGGAGGUGGGCUCUCUACGCGAUUUUGAGACCGGUUUCUUCAGCAACAUACCCGACGAGGAUCGCUAUGUUGCAUUUGUUGACCCCUCAAACUACGAGGAACACCCAGCUUGGCCACUUCGCAAUCUCCUGGUCCUGGUGCGGCAACGAUUCCGUUUGACCAAGGUUCAGAUUCUGUGCUACCGUGAUGUCCAGUCACGCAGACACGAAGCGCGCAGCAUUGUACUUCCGCUCGCUAUGGAUCCUGUUGACGCUAUGGAGUCGGCAGAGAUGCCCAAACCUACCGGAUGGGAGAGGAAUCCUGCCGGCAAGAUUGCGCCUAGGUCCGUCAGUCUAGCGGAAUCCAUGGAUCCUACCAGGAUCGCGGAUCAGUCGGUCGACCUGAACUUGAAGUUGAUGAAGUGGCGCAUCUCUCCAGAGCUCAACCUCGAUAUUAUCAAGAAUACAAAAUGCCUGCUCCUAGGCUCUGGCACUCUCGGCAGUUACGUCUCGAGGAAUUUGAUGGGAUGGGGAGUGCGCAAGAUCACUUUCGUGGACUACGGAGCCGUCUCCUUCUCGAACCCAGUCCGGCAACCACUCUUCAGUUACCAGGACUGUCUGAACGGAGGCGCGCCGAAGGCCACGCGAGCAGCAGAAGCCGUGAAGGAGAUAUACCCCGGAGUGGAGAGCGAAGGACACGUACUGUCAGUUCCCAUGUUGGGGCACCCAGUCACGGACAAGACCAAGGGCGAUUUCGAAAAGCUCAAGGCCCUGAUCGAGGAGCACGAUGCUAUAUUCUUACUCAUGGACAGCAGAGAGUCGAGAUGGCUACCAACAGUAAUGGGGAAAGCUGCUGGGAAGAUUGUCAUGAACGCCGCGCUUGGAUUUGAUACCUUUGUGGUCAUGAGGCAUGGGCCGGAACCAAAGGAGGACAACGAAAAGACGCUCGGCUGUUACUUCUGUAACGACGUUGUUGCGCCAGGUGACUCGCAGAAAGACUUGACCCUGGACCAGCAAUGCACGGUUACGAGACCUGGCAUUGCUGCAAUUGCGUCGGCACUUCUUGUCGAGUUACUAACAAGCAUUUUGCAACACCCACUAGGUGUCCAUGCUCCCGCUCCAGUCCCUGCUGAUGGAACUGGAAAGACUUAUCAGCGUGAUCCACCAAAUCACGCACUUGGUCUAGUUCCUCACCAAGUCCGUGGCUUCCUGUCCGAUUUCAACAACAUGGUCAUCAAGGGAGAGUCAUACCCAUGCUGCAGCGCAUGCAGUCCCCCGAUAUUAUCAGCGUACAAGAAGGAUGGCUGGGAGUUCCUAAAGCGUGCGCUAGAGGAUAAGGAGUACGUGACCGAAGUCAGUGGGCUGGCCGAAGUUCAGCGCCAGGCGCAAGCGCUCGAGAACGACUUGGACUGGGACGAGGAUGAAGAGGAAGGAAAGAAUGGCGAUGACGAAGCCGUACUCCUUUAG
Molecule: messenger RNA, 2127 nt
Organism: Neoarthrinium moseri
Lineage: Eukaryota; Fungi; Ascomycota; Sordariomycetes; Amphisphaeriales; Apiosporaceae
Exons: 4
Coding region: 1-2127 (708 amino acids)
Biological process (GO): C-terminal protein lipidation; autophagy of mitochondrion; piecemeal microautophagy of the nucleus
Cellular component (GO): phagophore assembly site; cytoplasm
Molecular function (GO): Atg12 activating enzyme activity; Atg8 activating enzyme activity
Source: RefSeq, a predicted model, not a curated record